Molecule: messenger RNA, 6697 nt
Organism: Adelges cooleyi (spruce gall adelgid)
Lineage: Eukaryota; Metazoa; Arthropoda; Insecta; Hemiptera; Adelgidae
Product: protein sidekick-2-like
Exons: 5
Coding region: 395-1306 (303 amino acids)
Biological process (GO): synapse organization
Cellular component (GO): neuron projection membrane
Source: RefSeq, a predicted model, not a curated record
GCAGCACAUCACACGCUAUCCCGACGACCAGCGAGCGGACCACGUCGAAUCGGCGCAGUGUAACGUGACGGUCGUGUGUGUGUGGUAUUGUGUGUGCGUUUUUUUUCUUUCAAUUAAAUUUUUUUCAAAAAAAAAAAAACAGUCGCGAAAAAUUCAAAACAAUUAACCACCUUUGUCCCUUUGUCCCUCCCCGACCGAAGAUAUGUCGGCCGUCAGUGCGAUCGUCCACGGUCGUCCGUUGAAUUCGGGGACACGCUAAUAAUACCAAUUAAAUACUACAAAUUUUUUUUUCAUUUUUUCAAAAGGGAAAACUAACAACAGUUUUCUUCUUAUCUCGUUUUCUCGUGCAAGAGCCGGUGGUAAUGGAUUGAAAGUCGACGAGCGCGGCACGAUCAUGGACGGCGUCGGACGUGUGGCCGUCUUGUUUAUGUGGAUGACCGCUGCGACCAUUUGCCAAGGCAAGCUGGUGACGUACACGCAGAGACCGCCGUCGCACCGGCCGAUGGCGACGCGACAACCGCCGCGGGUCGCCGCCGCCGAAAACGGCACGGAUCUCUACCCCUAUUUCGACUACUACGUGCCCCGGAACAUCACCACUACCAUUGGGCAGAGUGCGUUCUUACACUGUCGCACGGAAAACUUGAACGACAAGUCGGUGUCGUGGAUGCGAAAGAGAGAUUUGCACAUACUGACGGCAGGAGUACUGACUUACACCAGCGACCAGAGAUUCCAAGUUAUUCAUCCGGAUAACUCGGACAAUUGGACCCUGCUGAUUAAAUUUGCUCAACCGAGAGACGCCGGAAUCUAUGAAUGCCAAGUGAAUACAGAACCCAAAAUGAGUCUGGCAUUCCAACUCAACGUCGUAGAGAUGAGAGCUCGAAUAUGCGGCCCUCAAGAGCUGUACGUGAACGAGGAGAGCGAAGUGACCAUGCGGUGCGAACUUAGCCAAGGACCGCACGACCUAGGCACGAUAUUCUGGUACUUGGGCAACGUACCGGUGUACACGGACCAGGUGAGCCUGCAAUCGAUCAGACAGCCCCGGGUUAGUGUGCACACCGAAUGGGCGGACGGUCUUAAGAGUACGCUUCACAUAGCCCAAGCUAAACUCAGUGACUCCGGCAACUACACCUGCGUGCCUACGUUUGGACAAUCAGCUACAAUCAAUGUUCACGUGGUCAACGGCGAACACCCUGCGGCAAUGCAACACGGCAAUCGGAGCGCGGUCAGCGGUCAGAUGACGGUCCACGUGCUCGCCCUGUUCAGCCUUGUCAUCAUGCUGUCCAACCCGGUGCUGUUCGGCCACUGAAAAAAUCGGUCUGCCGGUCAACGGCAAGUCACGGCACACAAACAACGCAACGCCCACUCGUGUGUAUAACCUUCGAAUCAUGUACAUAGGACAAUGCUAAAUUUAUACAAAAAAAAAAAAUUAAUUUCAUCCCGUCACGUCUCGUCACGCCAUGUCACGUCACAUCACGUUACGUCACGACACGAUACGUCGUACGCGAUUUUUUUUAGUGUAAACGAACAAACUUCCUUCCCACCUUUUUCGUUUGUUUUUUUUUUUAAUUUUUAUGCAAGGUAAGAUUAAUUCGGCCAACCGAAAUAGUUUUAUAUAUUAUAAUAAUAUUAUUGUAUUGUAUUGUAUUGUUUCUUAAACUAAAUUCUCUAUUGUUUAUACAUUUCGUACACGUACGAUAGUUGUGUUUAAAUCGGACAUCAUUUUAUUAAUAAUGUCGACUAAAUAGCUACACAAACGGUAAAGACAAUGUUUCGCUCAGAUCUUAGGGCGAAUUCCGGGUAAAUCGGUUGUUGAGAAACAAAUAACGAUGUAUAUACAGAUAAAACCCUUUUCGAACGGAGUUGAAUACGUAUUAUUGGAUUAUAUACUAUAUAUUUUAACUUGUACAAAAGUACAACGUAUAACUGAAAGUAAGUUUUCGCUAAAUUAAAUAACAAAACUAAAUUCGAAAACACAAUGUAUUAUAUAUAAGGAGAUAAUAACAAGAAAAUGUAACGACCCUAAUGCAGUACAAAUAAUACGUUUUAUAUCAAAUAACGUCGAGAAGAAGAUAAUUAUAUAUAUAUAUAUAUAAUUAAUUUUUUUUUUAAUACCAAAAAAUAUGUACUGAUGUUUGCUAUACUCUACUACAACCGACCAUCUAAACAUUUAACGAAAGAUAUUAACAACAGGAGGGCGUCAUUAACAAAAGUUUGAAAGUAUAUUUAGUCGCAGACGUUAUUAUUGCAAUUAUUAACUAACACGGAUAAAUACGGCAAAAACGUGAGGAUUUAAAACUGACAACAGGACACGAUUAAAAUAGUAGUAAAUAAUAUUUUAUCGAGCCUACAAGGUAAUCUGACAGACCCCGUAUGCAGUUAAUGAAAUUAUAGACUGUCCGCACCCACACAGGUUCGGAUUUACAGCAUGUAAAUCAUUAAAAUAUACAGCCACACACAUACAAGCUUAAGUAUGAUGUGCACUAAUACAUACAAUAUAACGUUACAACUCUGUCAUUCGUGGAAUUGUCCGUACAUAAUAUUGUUAAUAUUCACAAUUUUAUCAAAUUGACGGUUUGAUGGAUACUCAAAUCCAAUAUACUACAAAAUGAUCAUAUUAUUAUCGUAAACCACUCAAUAUCGCAUAGGUUUAAUAAGAAAUUGAUUUGUUUUUUUUUUUCAUAAUUUUUUUAUACAAUGUGAUCUCAAUUUUUCGCAUUUUUUUUUAGAAUGAUAUCGAGUGGUUUGCGAUAAAAUGAUCACCCUGUAUAGAUGCAGUUAUCCAAUUUGAGGCUUAUAAUUUAUAACAAUACAAAGAUAUUUUUGAUAUACCAUCUGACGUGACGCUGGUAUUGUAAAAACACGGUUUGGAUACAUAAAAUUAUAAUGUACUUUAUAAUAAUAUUAUGUUUUGGAUUGGAUUUGUUUUUUUUUUGGAAAGUUUAAAAGAAAAGAUAACGUCAUCCGGCGGCGGUGAAGUAACUUUUCAUUUUAGACAUUAAAUGUUGGUCUGACAGAUUAUGUGAUUAAAAAAAAAAACAACCCCCCAAAAAGAUCUCCGGCCCGGUUGUCGGCGUCUCGUCAUAAAAGUUUUUAUUUAAAACCGGAAAAAGAAACCAAUAACACGAAUUUUCCAGCCCCUCAAACCGAUAAAUUUAAUUUACAAACAUGAUUGCUGUACAAAACAACAGAGUAUAAGCGGUUUUUUUUUGGAGGGGGGGGGGGGUUGUUCCAUGUAGAUUUUCAACAUCUUAACGUUUUUUUUUUCUCGAAGGCUAUUAGAGAAAAUACUGCGGCCGUUGUGUAUGAAUUGCACGUGUCUGUCGAAAAAUUGAAUAUAAACGCAUGUGUAGACGAUAAAGCCCACCUUAAUGCCAUCUCAUCGGGGGAAGACACAUACAACAACGACAAAGGCCAUACCCAUUUGCCGGUCCUCCCGGUGACGUUAUACGCGGUUCACAUUAUACAAAAAGUCAUUUUUUUAUUUUGUCACACCCCCACACCCUCCCCCCCAUCGACUUUCAGAUGAUAGUAAUAAAAUUUAACGUCUCUACCCACAGGAUAUUUUCAAAAAAAAAAAAAUAUUCCCAGUCCGUACCUAGGUACACCUAUCUAAUAUCUAUAUAUAUAUAUAUUUCAAAACUCAAAGUUCUUCAAGCAUACUCGCCGUCACUGUGCGUCUACAUACAUACCAUAUUGGUAGAUAAGAAACGCUUGUCUAUCUCAUCAUCUGAAAACAUGUUCCCAUUUGAAAUACCCAAAUACAUACUUGUUUUACGUGGAUCAUUAUGUGUAUAGUCAUGAUGUAUUACAUUAUCCCUUUUGUACAAUUCAAGGAGCGGCUUAUGUGGUUGGUGUUAUAUAAACGCUACAAAAGAACUUUCCUGGUCAAGAUCUAACCAAGCCCAACCUAACCUAACCUAACCGUGAAUAUCUGGCUAAAUUCAAUAAACACCGACGACGGAUUUAUUUGAGAUGGGACAAAAAAGUAUACAGAACACGUUGUUUACCGAUACAAUCCGCGUACGCCAUUAAUUCGUAUUACCCGCGGUUACCAGAAGUAAUAAAAAAUCAAUUUCGCCCAGAUGUCACCAGUCGCCAUUGCUUGCUUUGACUUGAACAAAUAAAAAGACACUAAACUACCCCGCGUCUGUUGACCGCUUUAUAUCCGCCCUCAUAGAAUAGGUAGGUAUAUUAAUACACUACAGGUACAACAACUAGAACCUAGCGUGUUUUUUGCCUCGCUGACGUUACUCAAAAUUAUUACCGGCUACUAUGCUUACUUAAUUGUUUCCAGGACAUUCCUUCUCUUCUUUGAACUGCGUUUUCAGUUUUCUUACAACGCUCUGCUUGUCGCUCGCUGUUUGUUAUAUCGGCCAGCUCUAAAUAGAGUAGUUUUAAUGUGUUGCAUAAAGUAGGACUAAAAUCAGUCUGCCAAGAUGGAAGAAAAUAAUUAUCGCUCAACAUAUCGUGAUGAUAAGAUAUCAAUGAUAUCUCAGUAUUUUUAAAAAAAAUAUUGUUUUUAAAUUCGAUAAAACAUAUUGCAUUUAUUAUUAUUAAUUUGUAUUUAAGUUAUAUUAACUUAAGCUAUUUAUUUGUUAAUUAAUUAACAAUAAUGCCUAGUCGUUUUGUUUGUUCAACAAUAGAGACUUUUUGUUUUCCUCUAUGUGGUCAUACUAGUUUUAGUCCUACUUUUUACUUCGCUCUUGCGUACAAGCUAGUACACGCUAGUUCAUCCCUUUAUAUAUUAUUACUCUAUGCUCUAAGGGCUCGAAAUGGACCUCUUUUCGACGAAACGGCAACUACAUUAUUAAGAAAAUAAUAAUACAUGAAAGUACAAUAGGUUUUGCCACCGUCGCACGGCAAAAAUUUCCGGACAAAACGUGACAAUAUGUCAAUAACUGCCAACACUUUAUUAUUUUCCCCCGGCAGACUAUACAUACAAGCUGCCUCUUCUUUUGCCCCCUUCCGUUUUAAUCCUGGCCGCGUUUGUACACCGUGUACCUGUCUGUCUAUACUACUGUUCUCUUCUCUUUGAGUCGAACUGACAAAAGCCACACACAACCCACACCGUCGUCGUCGUCCCUAUUAUAGGGCGAGGGAAAAUUUUCUAGUAGAAAACUUUUAAAGGAAAAAAAAAUAAAAUAAUAAGUUUCACUACUGUGUUGUAUUUGUAUUGUCGGCUAAAUCGACUCGGUCAACAGUGGGCGUUUCCUAUCUGCGGUCCCGUCCUUUUAUACAAAAAAACCGUUUGGAUUUAUCGUGCAAGUCCUCUCUAUUCGACGGCACCCCGAUAGGGUAAUAUACAAUUUAUCUUGAGAGAAACAUCAACAGCUAUACCGUGGUGCGUUAAAAAAAAAAUCAUAAUAAAAUACUGCAACCUAAACUGAAAAGAUUGCUCACACAUACACACAUUGUCACACUAUUUACAAUAUAUUCCAAAACGAUUAAGUUUACCUGUUGAAAAUCCAAAGCGGAAUAUUUUGUGAAACAACCGAUUUGCCAAACAUAUUACUAUUGUAUUGUCUUUGUCUACUAAAUCACAUCUUCCAAGUCAACGUCAAGGUAUAUGCAUACCUUAGAUUUGGAACUGUAAACGAUAAAAUGCACACACACACCAGUGUUGCCAGAAUUCAAAAUCGAGAUUAACGUACAAUGUCUCCAAAUUACCGUAAUUUACAUUGAAUUACCGUACACGAAACAUUUUACACCAUCUUGGCGAAUUAUAAUAUUAUAACAAAGCUAUACAGAAUCCAUCAUCAAUUCAUAUUUUAUGUAUUUUAUGUACGGUAAUUACCGUACGUCUGGCAACACUAACACACACACACAAAUUGAAAUAUCUUUAAACAAUAAUUAAAUUACUUAUGAAAUUGUUUGUACAUACUUUAACACAACAAAAAUGACAAAGGUUUUGUUUCGGGCAAACAAAACCUAAUAAUAAUAAACUAGUACCUGGUUUUGCGACAUAUUUUUAAUUUUGUUAUUACUAAAAAAUCGAUUUAAUUAUUAGAUGCGAUACUUACCAAUCUGUCUAGGUAUUAUAAUUAAACAGACCUAUUUUAAUUUCAAGCAGACAUAAUCCCAAACCGCAGUCUGUUCUCUACAAAGCACCUAACAUUAUAUUAUACGGUUAUACCUGUUGAAAUAUUUUUUUUUAUUGAUCUCUUCGACCAAAAAUAUUGUGUAAACUUAAUGCUAAACAAUCAUAACGUUGUAUAAUAACCGAUCGUCCGAUUUUAUUAGCAUAACAAUGUGUCAUAAAUAUAUAUAUAUAUUUUUUUUUAAUUUUAAUUUCUGUUUUAUUUGGCAAAAGUAUGCCUACCCUAUAAGUAAAACUAUGUUUAUUAAUAUAUACUGUGUACAAAUCAACUGUGUUUAGUAAACCGACCGUUUUCGUUAUCGAAUAAUACAACAUUUUUACAUCAUCACAAACAAUAUACCAUUUUUUUUUUUUGGUCAUUUUAUCAAUUUUCUCAAACAAACUAUUAUGUUCUUCCGUUUUCUUUACUCAGUUCCUAGUUAAACUGCGAAUACCAAUAGUUCUCAACAACUAUAUUAUAUCCUAUACAUUGUUUGCUGGGAAAGCUCAGUUAAGUCAACACUAAAUUCUUCCUUGCAAUGUUGUAUUGUUCUGUUAUAGUAUUAUUAUUAUGUUAUUAUGUUUUUUUUAUAUAUUUAUAGUUAAUAUGUACAACGUUGU